Molecule: messenger RNA, 2840 nt
Organism: Hibiscus syriacus
Lineage: Eukaryota; Viridiplantae; Streptophyta; Magnoliopsida; Malvales; Malvaceae
Product: homeobox-leucine zipper protein HDG11-like
Exons: 10
Coding region: 360-2477 (705 amino acids)
Biological process (GO): regulation of DNA-templated transcription
Molecular function (GO): DNA binding; lipid binding; DNA-binding transcription factor activity, RNA polymerase II-specific
Source: RefSeq, a predicted model, not a curated record
GCGUUGCUUCUUCUCUUUGACUCUUUCCUCCUACAUUUACACCGCUAAAACAUACCGAAACCCAUUUUCUGCCUAAACUCACUCUCACCCCAAAUCAUGCCCAUUGUCUUUCUUAUUUCACCCGUUUUGGGCCCUCCCAAAACUUGAUCAAAUACCUUUUUCCCCAUACAAAAACUCUUUUCUUUGUCCUUGCUUUUCAUGUCUCACUAUAUUAGCUACAAACGAUUCUCUCCUUUUAGUGAUGAUGGGCGGUGCUGAAAUCAGAAUGGGAGAUCGUAUGGAAUAAAAGAGUGUUUUUUUUUGUUCUUUUUGCGAUUCAUUUUAAGGUGUUUUUGGAAGGGAGACGGUGCAGUACAUAUAUGGAUUACGGAAACGGAGGAGGAGGGAGUGGGUCCGGUGGGGACCACGACUCCUCCGACCCUUCAAGGCUGAGAAAGCCUUACCACCGCCACACUGCUCACCAGAUUCAGCUGCUUGAAUCAAUGUUCAAGGAGUGCCCUCACCCAGAUGAGAAGCAAAGGCUGCAGCUGAGUAGGGAGCUGGGACUGGCACCAAGGCAGAUCAAGUUUUGGUUUCAAAACAGAAGGACCCAGAUGAAGGCACAACACGAAAGAGCCGAUAACAGUUCUCUUCGUACCGAGAACGAUAAGAUCCGAUGCGAGAACAUAGCCAUCCGAGAAGCGCUUAAAAAUAUCAUCUGUCCUUCUUGCGGCGGCCCUCCUGUCAGCGAGGAUUCCUAUUUUGAUGACCACAAAUUGAGGAUGGAAAACGCCCAAUUAAAGGAGGAGCUUGAUAGAGUAUCUAGCAUUGCAGCCAAGUACAUAGGGAGGCCAAUAUCUCAACUCCCACCUGUACAGCCCCUUCAUUGCUCUUCAUUGGAUUUCAGGAUGGGGGGUUUCGAUGGCUAUGGUGUUUCUGGUCCUUCUCUCGAUCUUGAUCUUCUCCCAGGAAGCUCGUUAUCAAUGCCGAAUUUACCUUUCCAGCCUGUUGCUAUCUCGGACAUGGACAAGUCCCUCAUGUCCGAUAUUGCUGCGAAUGCAAUGGAAGAAAUGCUCAGGCUCUUGCAGAGCAAUGAACCUUUAUGGAUCAAGUCCACUAAUGAUGGCAGGGAUGUUCUUAAUCUGGAGACCUAUGAAAGAAUUUUCCCUAGGCCUAAUGCCCACUUCAAAUCUCCCAAUGUUAGGAUUGAAGCUUCAAGAGACUCUGGUUUUGUCAUCAUGAAUGGUUUGGCUUUGGUUGACAUGUUCAUGGAUUCAAACAAAUGGGUGGAGCUAUUCCCUACCAUCGUGUCGAUUGCCAAGACCAUUGAAGUAAUUCCAUCUGGGAUGAUGGGUACACACAAUGGUUCUUUGCAAUUGAUGUAUGAAGAGUUGCAGGUGCUCUCCCCACUAUUACCUACACGUGAAUUUUAUAUCCUUCGAUACUGUCAACAAAUUGAGCAAGGGUUAUGGGCUAUAGUAAAUGUUUCGUAUGAUUUGGCGCAAUUUGCCUCUCAAUGUCGAUCUCAUAGGCUUCCUUCUGGAUGCUUGAUUCAGGACAUGCCUAAUGGUUAUUCCAAGGUUACAUGGUUGGAGCAUGUGGAGAUUGAAGACAAGACUCCAAUUCAUAGACUCUAUAGGGAUCUUGUGCAUAGUGGUUUGGCAUUUGGUGCAGAACGGUGGCUUGCGACUCUUCAGAGGAUGUGCGAGAGGUUUGCUUGCCUAAUGGUAUCAAAUACUUCAACCCGGGAUCUUGGGGGAGUAAUUCCUUCUCCCGAUGGUAAGAGAAGCAUGAUGAAGCUUGCUCAAAGGAUGGUCACCAAUUUCUGCACAAGCAUCAGCACAUCAAAUAGUCAUCGGUGGACAACGCUUUCUGGUUUGAAUGAAGUUGGUGUCCAGGUAACUGUUCAUAAGAGUUCUAAUGGUAUAGUUCUUAGUGCAGCUACCACCUUUUGGCUUCCUGUUAGUCCACAAAAUGUAUUCAAUUUCUUCAAGGACGAAAGAACUCGACCGCAGUGGGACGUUCUAUCCAAUGGGAAUGCAGUGCAGGAGGUUGCUCAUAUUGCAAACGGGUCGCAUCCAGGCAAUUGCAUAUCCUUUUUACAAGCAUUUAAUACAAGUCACAGCAACAUGCUAAUACUUCAAGAGAGCUGCAUAGACAGUUCAGGUUCACUCGUAGUUUACUGCCCGGUAGAUUUGCCAGCCAUUAAUGUAGCAAUGAGUGGAGAAGACCCUUCAUACAUACCAUUACUCCCAUCCGGUUUCACAAUCUCACCGGACGGCCAACCGGACCAAGGCAGGGAAGGAGCAUCAACGAGCUCCAGCGCACAUGGGAGCAUGGCACGAUCCGGGGGUUCACUAAUCACAGUAGCGUUUCAGAUCCUAGUGAGCAGCUUGCCAUCUGCGAAACUGAACAUGGACUCGGUGACAACUGUUAAUAACCUUAUUGGCACCACGGUCCAGCAAAUCAAGGGUGCUUUGAAUUGUCCGAGUUCCUGAGUACUCGUAUCCUUAAAUUCGAAAGAUGAGAUAAAGUUUGAACGUGUGUGGUAUUGAAUGUGGAGUGUUUGAGGUUAGUUGGGGACUUUGAAUGGCCCCCUGCGCUCUGCCACUGCCCCCGCUCUUUACUGCUUGCUGCUGCUGUCCCUUUCUUUGCUCUGUCAAUCCAUCUCCACCACCAACUAAUGUUUUUAUUUACUUUGGAGGCGUUUUGGGUUUUCUUUCUUUUUGCAAUUUACCUUGGAAGAAGAGUGGCUGGUAGCAUUAAAAGAGAAGUCAAGAACGCACCAUAUAUUACUAUUUGUCUUUCAUUGUCCUUUCUGCACCUCAAUAGUAUGGUUCGGGUAUUGACUUCUGUCCAUG